This is a messenger RNA of Dalotia coriaria, 909 nucleotides long. Its product is annotated as trypsin alpha-like. Bases 1 to 909 code for a protein of 302 amino acids. Gene Ontology annotation, molecular function: serine-type endopeptidase activity. The record is from RefSeq and is a predicted model, not a curated record. Gene Ontology annotation, biological process: proteolysis. The transcript has 4 exons. NCBI's taxonomy places the organism in Eukaryota, Metazoa, Arthropoda, Insecta, Coleoptera, Staphylinidae.
AUGGUUAUGGUCUGUUCUUUAUCAGGCACUACAACACCCGCAACUUACAAAUCAAUUGCUUCCCUUCAACGAGAAACGACUUUAAUCGAAGAUUACCUCCUUCAAGUUGAUUUAGCCUUAAAUAAUAUUCGAAGCAAAGUUGCAGGCAUCUUUCUUGUUGAAACUGUAGUUGAGCUUUUAUUACAAAUAUUACGAAUGUUGUUACUAUUGGACGCCAACUUCCGUGGCAUUUCCUCUCAAUUAUCAGGAAAUUAUAAACACUUCUGCGCUGGUACAAUUAUCAACGCCAAUUACGUCUUAACAACAGGACAUUGCGUUUCUGGCCGUACUGCUUCUACGAUUCGUGUAAAAGUUGGUGUAAGUGAUUGGGGCGAUAGUACUACUCUGCUCACUGUUGCUGAAAUCAGACCGCAUUUAAACUAUUCUGAUAGUAACUAUUAUGCGGAUUUAGCGUUGUUGAAAAUGUCGGAUUCUUUGGUUUUUAAUGGCGAUGUUCAAGCUGCAAUUAUGCCACAGAGUUUGAAUCCAACAGAUUUCAAUGCGUUUCAAUCACUAUCUACUCAAGGAGAUAUUUUCUCAUUUGACACGACCCCAACUAUUCCAGCAGGUGGUAAAUUGUUGACGACUCAUUUACAAUUUACUGCUUACUCAACAUGCGCUAUUAGUGGCGUAAGUGAUCCUGAUUAUCAUAUGUGCGCAAAAAGUUCAACUGCAGGAAUCUGUAUCGCCGACGAAGGUGCUCCGGUACUAGUGGAUUUCAACGGUCAGGAAAUAAUCUACGCCAUUACUUUAAAAGCAUCUUUUAAUGAUAACUCAGAUGAUGAAACAUGCGAUGCGAUAAAUCAACCUGUUAUGUUCUUGAAAAUGAGCAGUUUACAUGUGACUUAUUAUCUUGUUUGGCAAACGUAA